Molecule: messenger RNA, 2248 nt
Organism: Chelonia mydas (Green sea turtle)
Lineage: Eukaryota; Metazoa; Chordata; Testudines; Cheloniidae
Product: phospholipase A2 inhibitor and Ly6/PLAUR domain-containing protein
Exons: 6
Coding region: 449-1120 (223 amino acids)
Source: RefSeq, a predicted model, not a curated record
ACAGCACCUCAGGAUCUGGAUAAACACCUCUGAUAUGCAAAUGGUCACACCUCUACCCUUGUGACUAAGCUGAGUAUCACCUCUUAUCUCUGUUACACAAACCAGCAGACUGUAUGGGACAAGUUCAAUAAAACAACAGCUGCUGGAUUGAGAAAGGGUCAGUCCGAAUUGUAUUUAAAGAGGGAGUGCCCAGGUAUAGGGGUCGUGCAAUUUACUACAUUUCAGUCAAUCAUUCACGGUUACUCGCAGUUUCUAGAUUAAUCUGGUUGCGUUUUUGGACUAUAUAGAGAGGAAAGGGUCCGUGCCAGACAGGUUAGUGCAUCUCUUUGAUACUACAGAGAACUUGGAGGUGAACGGAACCGUUGUGCGGCUGAAGAGCUCGCUGUGUCAGCCGAGAGAAGGCCCCGUUCGGCUCCGAGCCCAGCCCCGUGGGCCUGCCAGCACCAGGAUGGUUUCCUUCCUCCUCUGCCUUCUCCCUGCUCUCCUAGCUACGAGUGCACAAGCACAAACAGUGACAUGCCAAGAGUGCUAUGGCUCAGCAGACUCCUGCCAGUCUCCAGCAGGGACCUGCACAGUAGACACGGCUGAAGGCGGCUGCGUUACGGCGGCAGAAGAAAAUACCAUGGCUACAGCAGAUGGGGCAAAGUCCACAAGCGUCUUCAAAGGCUGUCUAGGUGGCUUCACUGCUUUCAUAAAAGGCCCCAUUACUGUCACUCUUGGGAAUGGCAAGUAUGUGCGGGUCAACAUCGCACAGUGCAACACAGACGACUGUAACUCGGCUGUAUUGCCAGUGCCCGAGGAGAACACCGCCGGGAACGGGCUACAGUGCCCCACCUGCUUUGAUCUGAACUCUAAUUCAUGCAACAGCCAAAUCACCCCUUGUACAGGGGAUGAGAACUAUUGCGUUGAUUUCGCUGGGUUUCGAGCCAAAGGUGUUCCUGCUUUGGAUAUAUCAGGAUUUUCUGGCAAAGGGUGUGCUACUACAUCUAUAAAAGACCUUACCCCUGGAAUCUCCCUGCCUUUGGAAGACUACGUGUACGUCUUCAGAAAGGUGACCUCCACACCUGCGGAGACAGUAACCAUCGAUCUGGCUCUGGAGCAAUUCCCCUCUGCCGUCUAACUGCCUGGCCUGACUGGGUGCUGCUGGGGAAGCUGCUCUCCUGAGCCCGGCCCUGCACGGGCCCCGCAGCACCCGAUUCCUGCCCAUUGGAGCCCAACUAAUAUAUCGUUCGUUAAUUCUAUUGAUUACUUACAAAUUUGCAGGGAUCACUGGGAGGUCCAACAGGUUCUGGUGCCUAGAUCCGCCCCAGCGUUCUUAAAAUUGCCGUUCAGCUGGGGACCCCGCUGGGGCCGGUCGCAGCCCUCGCACUGGAGGAACCCUCCUGUAUUUCUAAUCAUUGAUCAGCAUCUGUAGCAGAGUCCCACACGCCCGGAGGACAGCGGUAAGACAGAAUGCCCACCCGCCCCGCCCAACAUCCACACCGCCCCUUGCAGAACAACCGGAAAUGUUAGUCAUCGUCUUCCUCAUCACCAUCACCUUCCUCAUCACCAGCUGGUGCCGUGGUCCAGGCACCCCCCAAAUGCUACAUCUCGCCCGCCUCCUGCCCACAGGCUGGGGUACAACUUUUAUAAUGUUACCCCGACGUCACUGGGCCUAAUGCCUAUUCCUUAGGGGGUUCUCCCCUCUUCCUGAUCUGUCUCUCCUCACCCUGCCAAUGUUGGGGUCCCGUCUCCUAUAGGUUAGUAUGUUAGUGAUCUCAGCUUAUUAUCAGACAUGUCAAUUCCUUGCCAUGGCCGGCUUGUGGUCAGACAUCUGCAGAUGUUCCCGUCCUACAGCAUCCCAACGCCGGUGUUAGCUCACGUCCCUGUGGCUGGCUGGUGUCGUUAUGGAGAAACCUCCCCCUUAAAGACUCUAUCCCCAGUCCCCCAGAACUUAGGGGUGAUUGUUGGGCCAUUUAUCUGUGCCAGAGUUCGUAGGCCCCAAGCCUUAUCCUAACAGCUGCACUCAGCGUCUUACAGGAGACAGGCCUGUGGGUUCCUUGGGCUACUGCCGAAUGAAAUGAAUGCUAAUGCUGGCUCGAUGGGCUACAGAAUAAAGGCUGGAUUUCCAGUUGCACUGACCCUUGGCCGCUGCGUAGUCAAGGAUCUGCACGGUGUAUGGGUGUGUGCGUCUGUCCCAGUACCUCGUGGCUGGCUGGAAUCUCUCUGUGGAUUUGCAAAUUCACCGAAUAAAUCAGAAUCCUAAAUA